This is a messenger RNA of Bacillus rossius redtenbacheri, 1969 nucleotides long. RefSeq names its product glutaminase liver isoform, mitochondrial (gene GLS). The record is from RefSeq and is a predicted model, not a curated record. NCBI's taxonomy places the organism in Eukaryota, Metazoa, Arthropoda, Insecta, Phasmatodea, Bacillidae. The transcript has 14 exons. The coding region runs from base 27 to 1904 and encodes 625 amino acids. Gene Ontology annotation, biological process: L-glutamine catabolic process. Gene Ontology annotation, molecular function: protein binding; glutaminase activity.
UCACCCGGCAUCACGCGCCGGCUACGAUGGCGAGCUCGGCGCUGCCCCGGCUGAGCGCGCGCUACGUCGGCUGCCUGUGCGCCGAAGCCAGCAGGCUGCAGUGGGCGGGCGUCGCGAGGCGACACCGGUCGUCGCGCCAGCUCUCGCCGGCUCGCGCGCGCCUGCCGCAGCGGUCUUCUGAAAGAAAUCGUUCUUGGGUUCCCAAAGCAUUCGAACUGUUGGAAAAGGACGAUAUGGUUCAACAGAGUACCGUUAACAGAUCUCAUGACCAAGACAAAGCCACCAACGCAGAAGAUGUCCUCUUUGACAUGUUCAAGAAUGAGGAGGAUGGUCUGCUUCCUAUUGGUAGAUUUUUAGCGGCACUCCGGAGUACAGGACUACGAAAAAACGACCCAAGACUUGCAGAGUUGAUGGAAAAUCUGAAACAGGUUCACAGGAAAUCCAAUAUGGAAGGAGGGUCACCAGAAACACAAAAGUUGGACAGAAUCACUUUUCGGAGUGUUAUUUCAGCGAAUAUCGUCCUGAUAUCGAGAGCAUUCAGACAUCAAUUCAUCAUUCCAGAUUUUCAGGGUUUCACCAAGCACAUUGAAGAUUUCUAUUGGAAAUGUAAAUCAAACAUUGAAGGAAAGGUAGCAAGUUACAUCCCGCAGUUGGCACGAAUGAAUCCUGACUAUUGGGGAGUAAGCGUGUGCACAAUUGAUGGGCAGAGAUUUUCAAUCGGAGAUGUAAACAUUCCAUUCACACUUCAGUCAUGCAGCAAACCGCUGACGUACGGCAUUGCUCUGGAAAUGCUGGGUUCUGACCUGGUACACCAGUAUGUCGGCCAAGAACCGAGCGGCCGUAACUUCAACGAGCUGGUUCUCGAUUAUAACAAAAAACCACAUAAUCCUAUGAUUAAUGCUGGUGCGAUUUUGGUUUGCUCGUUACUAAAAACAUUAGUAAAGCCUGAGAUGACAUUGGCAGAAAAAUUUGACUUCACUAUGAAUUACUUCAAGAGAAUGGCUGGCAGUGAGUACCUGGGCUUCAAUAAUGCUGUAUUUCUGUCGGAGAGGGAAGCAGCAGACAGAAACUAUGCACUCGGGUUCUACAUGAGAGAACACAAGUGUUACCCAGAGAAAACGAACCUACGAGAAUGCAUGGACUUUUAUUUUCAGUGUUGCUCCAUGGAAGCCAACUGCGACAGCAUGGCAGUGAUGGCCUCAACACUGGCAAAUGGAGGAAUAUGCCCGAUAACCGAAGAAAAGGUUCUGACGCCUGACUCUGUGAGGGACGUGUUAUCUCUCAUGCACAGCUGCGGCAUGUACGACUACUCGGGACAGUUUGCUUUCAAGGUUGGCCUUCCAGCGAAAUCAGGUGUUUGUGGUGGGAUGCUCGUGGUGAUUCCCAAUGUCAUGGGCAUUUGCUCAUGGUCGCCGCCGCUCGAUCCCUUAGGGAACAGCUGUCGGGGUGUCCAGUUCUGCGAGGAAUUGGUAAGAGAAUUCAACUUCCACAGGUAUGACAACUUGAAGCACGCCACCAACAAGAAAGACCCACGAAGGCACAAGUAUGAGACUAAAGGUCUGAGCAUAGUAAACCUUCUUUUCUCAGCAUCUUGUGGAGAUGUCACGGCUAUGAGAAGACACAGGCUAUCUGGCAUGGACAUGACUUUGUCAGAUUAUGACGGCCGCACAGCCCUGCAUCUUGCCGCGUCCGAGGGUCACUUGGACUGUGUAAAAUUCCUCCUGGACCAAUGCAACGUGCCACACAACCCCAAAGACAGGUGGGGUAAUCUGCCCAUCGACGAAGCAGAAACAUUUGGCCACGCAGAAAUUGUACAGUUUUUGAGAAAUUGGGAAGACAAUCAUGCUGAGAAGACUAAAGAAGAUAGCAUUAAAAAUUCAGAAGAAGGGUCGCUAAUACCGUAAAUUAUUGCCAUGUAUAUCAAAUAAAAUUAUUAAAUAGUAUCUUAAAAAGUGAAAACAUGCAAGAA